Molecule: messenger RNA, 2372 nt
Organism: Clupea harengus (Atlantic herring)
Lineage: Eukaryota; Metazoa; Chordata; Actinopteri; Clupeiformes; Clupeidae
Gene: nos1apb
Product: nitric oxide synthase 1 (neuronal) adaptor protein b
Exons: 10
Coding region: 363-1805 (480 amino acids)
Molecular function (GO): nitric-oxide synthase binding
Source: RefSeq, a predicted model, not a curated record
GCGAUACUCCAAUAGGAACAGGUGGAAUUCCUCUCAGAUGAACGUCGGGCUGAAAUAUUACUUUACGUACGAAACGAUGCACCAGUACGCAGUGUUUUGGUCCUCAGAUACGGAUUCUGGGGUUAUAAUCAAGGCAAAUUUGAUUUGUUCGGCGACACUGAAUGGCACAUUAUAUUGGGAAUGAAAUUAAUUAAUAUGAAUUUGAGUGAAACAGAUAAAUCAUUUUUCAGCGAAUAAUUCCUCAACGUCUAUCUCAACCUUCUUGUUACUGGAUGAUGACAGUGGCUUGUAGGCAAAGAUCUCUGCUCUGUCUCUGGUUUUGAACGUAUCUAGGAUUCAGUGAAAACUUUUCGGUGUCCACAAUGCCAGAAAAAACGAGGUACAAUUUGGUGGAUGAUGUACACGAUCUCAGGAUUCCGAUGCACGACGAGGAAACAUUCAAGCACGGAGUGACGUUUGAAGUAAAGUAUAUUGGCAGCUUGGACGUUGUGCGACCCAAUAACCGGAUGGACAUUCUGGCAGCUAUGAGAAGAAUACGUUAUGAGUUCAAAGUAAAGAACAUUAAGAAAAAGAAAGUCAGUUUAAUGGUGGCUGUGGAUGGAGUCAAGGUCAUGUUGCAGGCAAAGAAAAAGGUGAAGGAAAAGGCAUGGGAUGACAGCCAUCAGGUAACUCUGAUCCAGGAUCCUAUCUACAGGAUUUUCUAUGUCUCUCAUGACUCUCAAGAUCUGAAAAUCUUCAGCUAUAUAGCACGAGAUGGCCAGAGCAAAGUGUUCCGUUGUAACGUCUUUAAAUGUAAGAGAAAGAGUCAGGCCAUGGAGAUUGUACGGACUGUGGGUCAGGCUUUUGAGGUUUGCCGCAAGCAGAGUCUGGAUGACGCUGACGAACAGGACAUAUUAGCUUGGAUGGGGAAAGAAGAGGACGAGAGGGAUCCAGUGUCUGCUGGCACAUCAGAGGACAUUAACCGCAGUGUGAAGGACUCCAAGAAGGAAAAGAAGGAUGCCGCGGUCACCACGGAAACCCCGAGACUAGCACAAUGGGGCAGUGAGUCGGCCCUGUCCGUGGAGCACCACAUCCGGCUGCUGCAGAGGCAGCUCCAACAGCAGGAGCAGAAGACCCAGGCAGCCACCUCACAGGCAGGGACACUCCGUCUGCUGACUGCCUCUCUGUGUGACCACUUCCAGGUGGCUUUGCUCCAGCAGCAGGUGCAGGUGGAGGUGGCAGCCAGGGCCGACGCCCAGAGCCGGGUGCAGCAGCUGCUGCACCAGAACGCCGAGCUGCUCCAGCACCUUUCCCUGCUGGUCAAACACGUCCAGGAGCUGGAGCUGCGUGUGUCCACACACUCCCCCUUGGGCUCCCAGGACAGCCUUCUUGAGAUCGCUCUCCGUCCCAACAUGCCACCUGUGUCUCUCAGCGCCACUACGGCCUACGCCUCUCCCCUCUCACAGGGCAGCCUGCUGGGGAUGGAGGCCUGUCCCAUCCAGCUGGAGCACUUCCGCUUCCUCCCGGGCCCACCCAACAAGGACCACAAGGCUGACAAGGACCAGGACCCAGACCCAGACCAGGACUCAGGCCAGGGAGACGUUGAAGAAGUCUCCCCAGUGGAGGGCUCCCCUCGGGGGGAAGAGUUCCUCUUCGCCGGCCUGGAGGUGCUGGGCUUCAGGGAGUCGGGCAUUGCCUCGGAGUACGAGUCUAACGCGGAUGAGAGUGAUGAGCGGGACAGCUGGGGCCAGGGUGAGGGGUCAGUGCUCCUCCUGAGCGAGCUGAGGGCAGAGGCAACAUCAGGCACAGGGAAGGGGGAGGUGUGAGCAGAAAGGAGACAGCAGACAACCUGCAACCCAACUCCACUGAAGCAUCAAUACCAUUGCAUUUCCAUUUAUUCGUUUGUUCAGACACUUCUUGUUCCAAACUAACAGAUGAAGCAGUGUAGUUUAAUGUAAAGAGUGUCAAAGAAGUCAGACUUAGUAUACCUUCUCAGUCUCCCAGUCUAAUCAAGUGCUAAUCAAAUUACAUGUCAGCCCCAAAAAUAAACAAACAAAAAAAUGCAUCUGCUGACAUUUUUAGCAAACUAUGGGUUGGUUUAACAUUCAUCACACACAUUCUCAAUGUAACCCCUCACUGUGGUGGGCCCAUAGUUAGCCUACCUUUCUGAAAUGUUGACUGUAUUUCUUCUGAGCCUGUGAGACUCCUGUAGCCUUCAGAUCUAAACGACUAUUCCUGUGGUGCUUUUUCGUCUCAGGUCCUCACUCUCUCUGAGGCAGUGCAUGAUAGAAAAAUAUUGUUUAGAUUGUUUUAUUUCUCAGUAUUAAUUGCAUUAGCUACAUCAAAAUCUCACAGUAUAUAUUUUUUCAGAUUAUGUCAAGAGUGUAAUUCCC